AAUCAUCUUGUGUUCCGUUUACAUAGAAACGAAAUCAAAUUUAAACGGUUGUUUUGUAAAGUUUAACUGCAAGAUAUAAGUUUAUGAAGGCUUGUGGAACAUGCUGGUGAAAAGUUACGUAAACAGAUAUAUCAAAAUAUCUUGCAAUGAUAUAAUGAGUGAAUAGUGCUUCGCCAUGCUGCUUUUGUUAGCAUGGUUUUUGUGGUUUUACACUGACACAAAGAAUCAGCCGAACACCAAGGAUGGGCAAGAAGAAGAGAACACUCCUGCAGUCGUGAAAGCUGAAGUAAUAGAAGAUGAUGUUUUUGAAAAGCAGGUUCAUUUGAGUCAGUCAGCACAAAAAUUGUUAAAUGCUUCACUCAAGGAUACGUUCAGUGCUGCAGUGAGUGACACGACGAGUGAAUGUUUAUUUAUUGAUCAUGAGCAUACACACUCGACGUUCGAUAACUCGCCAAAUCCACGGCAACAAGCAGGUUUUGCGAAAAUUGAUAAUUCAAAGACAUUUCAAAAAAUUAAUGGUUCUAGGGAACCAAUUGUAGAAUUUACCCAAUCUGAAGCUCUCCAUCAGCAGGACGAAAAGGUUUUCUUUGGUUUUACUAAAGAUAAUGUCGACUUUCCAACCCCCACUUCACAGAAUAUUAACAAAAGCGUCUUUCAAACGAAUUUUAGUUCGCAUACAGGUGAAGGAAAAUCAGAUGAACUCGAUAUAAGUACCAGCAGUGAUGAUUUUCUCGAAAGUGAUGUUCAAAAUGAAAACACACAUGUCGGAACUGCGAAAGUGUUUUCUCAACCUAGCUUCAAAAAAAGCAGAGGUAACAUGGAAAAAAUCAAACAAAGUCUUGGUACUCCUACGGAAGACGAUCAUGUAAAUAUAAGCGAACCUGUAAAUUUUUCCCCGCAUUCAGAUUUUUUAAAUAAAGACAAUAGUUUUCACGAUUCCGACCACAUCUCUAGUGUUAAGUUACUUGUUCACAGUAAAGCGAAAGAUGGAAAGCAGGGAGUGUCUAUUGUGGAGAAGGACAUAGCAGUUGCUCCAGUUGAUUUACAGCUUCAUUCUGAUGACGUCACACCUGAGGAUAAUGAGGUGGAGAGUCUGUUUACAAAUGACAAUAGUAGAAACCAGUUGGACGUGCAGUGCACUCCAACACAUGGUACUCACAUGAAAGUCAGCUCAGAAAGUGCAGGUCGAAUCCACUCUAUUGUUAUUAAAGCUCCUAAAUCUGAAAAGAAAACAAGGAUACGAUGCUCUUCCCCGCGAAUGACAGCCACUUCACCUAGGAUUCGUGCGGAAGGAGCGCCUGGGACAGAUUUUGACAUGGUGCAUUUAGUUGUAAACAAGCAGAAACCUGCAACAAAAACCGAUUUUGUAUUAACACCUAGAAAGGAGAACGUUUCCCUGCCUUUCAAACAGAACGAAGAGGUAGAUGAAGUCAUAUAUCCGGUUAUUAACUAUGAUUUUGUUGAAAAUGGCAACCCGGAAUUUAUAUUGGAUGAAGAAAAACCAAGGAAGUCUCAAUUCUCGCAAAAGAAGUUACUUACGAAACAAUCAGCAGCUGGAGAAAGUGAUUUUGAUGUUAUCAUGAACCGGCGUAAAAAGUAUGUGGACACGAUAGACCACACAGGUAGACUGUUGGGUCAGUUUGGACAUCGAGACGAGAAAAUUCAAGGUGGUACUAAAGUUCUUUCCAAGCACUGGUCGAAACUCAAAGACGCUGUCAAAAAAAAACAAUAUCUCUCUUUCGAAGACAACCCCUAAUUCUUAUGUUCUACACUUAUGAGACAUUACGAAACAAUGCGACAGCCUGCAGAGGAAUUCUUUUGUGCAGUAGAUGUAGUGAUUUAAAACGCUCCUCCACAUUGUUCUAAAAUACGAAAGGUUGUGCAUUUUCUGGCAACCUGGUAGAUUUUGCUUUCUUGACGUAUAUAA
Hydractinia symbiolongicarpus is the source of this 1927-nucleotide messenger RNA. RefSeq lists its product as uncharacterized. The transcript has 8 exons. NCBI's taxonomy places the organism in Eukaryota, Metazoa, Cnidaria, Hydrozoa, Anthoathecata, Hydractiniidae. The record is from RefSeq and is a predicted model, not a curated record. The coding region runs from base 176 to 1756 and encodes 526 amino acids.